AUGGUCAGUUGUCAUAGGGGUCAGCGGUGGCUCUGUCGAGCGGGCGAGUGUGGCAAGCGCGACUCGGGCGGCACCAAGAAUAAGCUCAGUCGUUCCCAGUGCCGAAAGUGUGGCGCCGAACCCGAACAGCCGUCGAGCGAGGCACCGCUGGAGGGCGGUGCACUCGCGCUGACCCCGGACUGGAGCCGCGUUGAGGACAUCGACCUUGACGAGGACGAAUCAGUGGCGGGGGGCGGAGAGGUGCCCCAAACUGGCGAUGGCGAAGGCGGAAAGCCCGCCGUAGGGCAGCAGCAAGUGCCGCUGGCUCGUCGCCAGAGUGCGGGCAAUCACUGUCAACGGUGGUCGAAGGAUGAGGAGGCGAAGCUGCGCGCGAUCGUAGAGAGCGGCACGGCGGCCAGGCCGAGCUGGAAGGAGGUGGCCUCCCAGCUGGGCACGGGCCGCACGUCUCAGGCUGUCUGCCAGCACUGGGAGAUCCAGCGGCAGCGGGGCUGCGCCUCGGCCGCGUCUACCAGUAUGGCGGCCGCGCCCGCGGCGGGUGCUCUGGUGGAGGAUAUCGACGUGCCGGCAUCGACGUCGCGGGUGCCGGAGCCAGCUCCUGCGGUUGCGACCGAGGCGGAGGGCUGGCAGCUGCACCUCUCGAGCGGCAGUAGCACCGGCUACAAGAACGUCGGGCAGACAGGCUCUGGCCGCUUCUUCGCGCGGGAUAGGGUGAACGGAAGGCAGGUCCACUUGGGCACCUUCGACACGGCGAUCGCGGGGGCGGUGGCCUACGCACGGGCCGUCGCCGGAGCACCCUCCCCCCUCGCAUCCACCAUGAUGCAGCCCGCUGCGGCGUCCGUUGAUGAUCUACGAACGAUCUUUGGCGAGGCCGCCUAUCCCGCCGCAGUUGUGCCGCUUGCCGCUGCUGUCGUCAGCCACCUCGCAACAGGGUUCGCGGUCCCUGUGGAGGGCCCCGUAGCCGGCGUGCCGUGUGCGGAGGCUCCUCUGCUGAUGACCCAGCUGACUGCGCAGACGCUCCAGCCGGCGUCAGCGCCGUUGCCGACGGAGGCGCCGGGGACAGCUGAGAGGGCGCGGGCGGUGGUGCACACGGCGGGCGCUGACCGAGCCGCCCCGGCGGCGCCCUCGCUGAGCCAGCUCCGCGCGGUCUUUGGCGAGGCGGCCUUCCCAGCGGUGGUUGCGCCGCCCGAGUUUACGCUCGCGAUGAAGGACGAGCUGCUCGAGCUGUACGACCAGCGCGACGCGAGCGGCGAGCUGCACGGCGAGGCGCAGCGCCGCUUUGAGCAGCUCAGGGUCCUCAAGGCGGCGGCCGGCUGCGGGAAGAGGAAGGAGCUGCUGCCUGGUCGCAUGCGGCUGCUAGACGCCGACAACAGCAUGCCCGCUGGCGGCGGCGUUGCUAGCGGCAAGAAGGCGCGGCUUCACCCGGUCGCCGAGAGCGCUCCGCCACCGCUAAUGCACGCUGCGAGCACUCUUGGAGGGCAGCAGCAGCUGGGGGAGUGGCCCCGCCCGGCGGCGAACCAGGGAGCGCCGAAACCGGAACAGCCGGGGGGCGGGCGCACCAGGGAGCGCAAGGCCUCAUCGCAGCCGCGCUGGAAUGCAGCAGAGGAGGAGCUCCUCGUAGCCCUCGUCAGGAGCCGGACCAGCGAUUGGUUUGAGAUUGCAACCCGGCUGGGCACUGGCCGCUCCGCUGCCGCCGUGCAGCAGCACCAUGGGAUUCUCUGCGGGACUCGGUGGCCUGGCAAGGCGCGGCUGGCACGGGCAAGCGAGGCGGUGCAGCGGCAUGCGAUGAACCCGCCGAUCGGGCUCGCCGCCUUCGCCAUCCCGUACUCGGAGGCCGACAAGGCGCAGCACCCACCGCAGCCAGUUGCGGCGGUGGACUGCCAGCCGCCGCAUGCCGUCUGUUGCUACCCGACGACGCACGCUAUAAUCGCGCCGCUGCUCGGGCCGGGCGCUCAGGUGGCGUUGCCACCCGACGGCGACGACGAGGCGGAGCCGGCGGCGAGCGUGGCGCCGGCGGUUUCGUCGGGCCCUCCUCGCCCGCGGGGGAGGAUCAGCGAUGUGCUCGACGCGCGCCGGAGCGAGGGUGGUGGUCACGAGCUGCUGGUCUUGCGCGAGCAGGGGGAAGGGCGCAGCUUCCGUGGCCCAAAGGCCGACGAGUGGGUGGGAGAGAGCGAGCUGCCGGCGGCACUGCUCACGAGGGCGAAGGAACUCGUGGCGCAGCGCGAGGCGGAGCGGUCGGCAUCGCGGGGGUCGGACAGCGAGGAGGAGGCGGAGGAGGAGGAGUGUGGUGGCGGCGGUGGCGGCAAGGGCGGCGGCAAGGGCGGCAGCAAGGGCGGCGGCAAGGGCGGCGGCAGCAGCGCAGGCAAGGGCGGCGGCGGCGGCAAGGGCGGCGGCGGCAGCGUCAUCGGUGGCGCGGGCGGCAAGGUGUUGUCCGGCCAGCGUCGCGGGCGCAAGCGUGGCGAGGGCGAGACGACGCGUUGCACUUGGGUGGCUUGCGACAGGUGCGACAAGUGGCGGAGGCUGCCCCCCGACGUGUCCAAGAAGCUGCCCGCCGUGUGGUACUGCUCGAUGCACCCCGACCCGGCUCGGCGGCGGUGCGCGGCGCCGGAGGAGGAGGCGAGCGAGGGGGAGGUGGAGGAGCGUACGCAGCGCGUUCGGCCAAAGCUGUGGCGGGAGCCGGCGGCCAAGGUAGCGCGGCCCGCGACGCAGGCAGUGGCGAGCAGCGCCACAGAGGCGGCGGGGUCGGCGAGUCGCGUCGCGACGUCGGCGCUCGCCCUGGGGGUGCGUGUGCGGGUGCUGUGGGAGGGAGACGAGUGGUUCGCCGGCGUCUACAAGGGCCGCUCCUCCGCGCGCGGCCACUGCAUCAAGUACCACAACCUUGACGACCCAGCCGAGACGUGGGAGCUGGAGCGCCCCGGCGGCCGCAGCCAAAGCAGCGGCAAGAGCGGCGGCAGCAGCAAGAGCCGCAGCGGCACUGGCCCAAGCGGCGGCGGUGCCGGCGGUGGCGAUCAGUCUCGGUCGAACCUCUACCUCACGGGAGACCAGGACGGCCUAGCGCCGCGUGCGCACACGGCCGCAGAGGAACGCAUGGGCAGGGUGCAGCGGCUGCUCGAGGGCUUCGGGCUGUCUGCGUACGCCGCCGCAUUCGAGUCUGAAGGAUACGAUGACCUCUCGUUUCUCCUCGGCAUGAGCGGUGAUGAGCGGAUCGGCGUGGCGUGGGCGGUCGGCAUGUCCGAGGAGCACGCGCAGGUUUUCGUGCGGGAGAUGGGCUCGCUCUCCGAGCAUGAGUGA
This is a messenger RNA of Emiliania huxleyi CCMP1516, 3288 nucleotides long. RefSeq lists its product as hypothetical. Gene Ontology annotation, molecular function: zinc ion binding; DNA-binding transcription factor activity; DNA binding. Bases 1 to 3288 code for a protein of 1095 amino acids. The transcript has 2 exons. Gene Ontology annotation, biological process: regulation of DNA-templated transcription. The record is from RefSeq and is a predicted model, not a curated record. NCBI's taxonomy places the organism in Eukaryota, Haptophyta, Isochrysidales, Noelaerhabdaceae.